AGGUAACCCGCAGCUCGGCAGUCACGCAGCCGCUCCGGGUUAUGCGGACCCACGACCUCUGGUGGGGUGAGCAGGGAAUUGAAAGUUGUGGAAAGAUAACGUAUGCCAGUGGGUGCUUCUUAUUUGGUAAGCCAGCCAUUUGUGAUUCUGAGCUAUUAGAGGAGAUAAGACGCCUCAGCUGAGAUUCAGCAAAGCUACCAACUGCAGACUACACCAUGGACAUGAAGCUGGACCCUUCCCAGGAUGAUCUGCCUCUCAUGGCCAAUACCAGCCACAUGCUUGUGAAGCACUACAUACUGGAUUUGGAUGUGGACUUUGGAAGUCGAGUUAUUGAGGGUAACAUAGUGCUUUUCUUUGGAGAUGGAAACAGAUUUAAAAAACAGUUGAAUUCCACCCAGGAAACCUUCCAGAUGGAGUCAGAGGAAGCCUACAUAUUUAGGACAGCUGAACCCUGCCAUGUUCCUGAGGUGGAUUCAAGUGCCUUCUCACCUAAGAUGGGACAUAGAGAAUCUGCAGUCUGUGGUAAAGGUGAUCAAGAUGCCUUUGAUAAUGAUGGUAACCAUGACAACCAGGAACAUGAUUCUGAGUUGUCUAGCUCAAAGUACUGCUGUGACACAGGGAAUCAUGGGAGAGAGGAUUUCUUGCUAGUGUUGGACUGCUGUGAUUUAUCUGUGCUGAAGGUAGAGGAGGUGGAUGUGGCUGCCGUAGCAGGCCUUGAGACAUUCACACAAGCUCCAAAGCUUGCAGCUCCUCCUGAGAAGCUCAGGCGUGAGAUCGUCCGUGAUCUUGUGGCUCUGCCUGCAGGUGCUUGGAGGGAGCAGCUAGACUGCUACAUGCGCUGCAGCCAGGCUCCUGGCUGUGGGGAGCUCUUGUUUGACUCUGACAAGUGGAGCUUACAGAUCAGGAAGAUGGGGGCUCCGACAGCUGCUGACUUUCCUCAUGCCAUUAGGAUAUGGUAUAAAACUAAACCCGAGGGGCAGUCAGUGGCUUGGACCUCAGACCAGAAUGGCAGGCCAUGUGUUUAUACUAUGGGAUCCCCCAUCAACAACAGGGCCCUUUUUCCAUGCCAGGAACCACCCGUUGCCAUGUCAACAUGGCAGGCUACAGUUCGAGCAGCUGCAUCUUUUGUUGUUUUAAUGAGUGGGGAAAAUUCUGCCAAGCCUACACCACUUCGAGAAGGAUACAUGAGCUGGCAUUACUAUGUGACCAUGCCAAUGCCUGCCUCUACCUUCGCAAUUGCAGUGGGAUGCUGGACAGAAAUGAAGCCCGAGACAUCCUCAUCAGAUGAUCUGAUAACUGAGCACACCCUCCCCCUCCCACCAUCAGAGGCUGACUUCAGGUAUGAUGACACCUGUAGUCAUAUGGAAUACCCCUGUCGGUUCCAGAGUGCAUCCACUGCCACCCAGGACAUCAUUCCUUAUCGAGUGUUUGCCCCAGUGUGCCUUGAGGGUGCCUGUCAAGAGGCCCUGCUGUGGCUGAUCCCUUCUUGCCUCUCAGCUGCACACACUGUCCUGGGAACACACCCUUUCUCCAGGCUGGACAUACUCAUUGUCCCCACCAACUUUCCAAGUCUGGGGAUGGCCAGCCCACACAUCAUCUUCCUCUCUCAGAGCACCUUAACAGGCACGAGCCAUCUCUGUGGGACCCGUCUUUGCCAUGAAAUUGCUCACUCCUGGUUUGGCCUAGCCAUCGGGGCCCGAGACUGGACAGAGGAGUGGCUCAGCGAAGGAUUUGCCACUCACUUGGAAGAUAUAUUUUGGGCUGAAGCACAGCAGCUGCCUGCCCAUGAGGCCCUGGAGCAGCAAGAGCUGAGGGCUUGCCUGCGCUGGCAUCGCCUACAGGAUGAGCUUCGGAACUCCCCAGAGGGAAUGCAGGUGUUAAGACCCAACAAAGAGGAGACGGGCCACGUGAGUGCUUCAGGUGCAUCUGUUGUCAAGCAUGGACUUAAUCCAGAGAAGGGCUUUAUGCAGGUUCAUUACUUAAAGGGCUACUUCCUUCUUCGGUUCCUAGCCAGAACACUUGGAGAGGAAACUUAUUUUCCAUUUUUAAGAAAAUUUGUGCACCUGUUUCAUGGGCAGUUGAUUCUUUCCCAGGAUUUUCUUCAAAUGCUGUUGGAGAGCAUUCCAGAAAACAAAAGGCUCGGCCUGUCUGUUGAGAACAUCGUCCGUGAUUGGCUUGAGUGUUCCGGAAUACCUAAGGCGCUGCAGGAGGAGCGCAAGGCCGAGGACUGCUCGCCUAGUAGGCUGGCACGGCAAGUGGGCUCCGAGGUGGCGAAAUGGAUUCGAAUGAACCGCAGACCCCGAAAACGCAAACGAGGGAAGCCAGAAGCCGCCUUUGAAAAGCUUUCUCCAGACCAAAUCAUCUUGCUUUUGGAGUGGCUCUUAGAGCAGAAGACCCUGAGCCCCCAGACACUGCAGUGUCUCCAGCAGACGUACCGUCUCCAGGAGCAGGAUGCAGAGGUUCGCCAUCGAUGGUGUGAACUGAUUAUUAAGCACAAGUACACAAAGGCAUACAAUCAGGUCGAAAGGUUCCUACAGGAGGAUCAGGCCAUGGGCAUAUACCUGUACGGGGAGCUGAUGGUGAGUGAGGAUGCCAGGCUGCAGCAGCUCGCCCACAGGUGCUUCGAGCUGGUGAGGGAACACAUGGACAAAGCAUCAGCCCAGGUGGUGACCGAAAUGCUGUUCUAAAAAGUCCAGGUCUCCAUGUCUCCACAGUCGCUGGCAGGAUGAUGCCCAGGGCACGCCAGGAGGCACUGCCCAGCUGUGAUUGGACCCGCCCUCCGGUGCCUACUGAGCUGAUAUCAGUUCUCAUUUCACACACUGGCUCAGUUCAGCAGGAACAGGAGUCGAGCCCUUGAGCAAAAAGCCUACCCAUCUGUAAGUGCCUGAGGCAGGCCUCCCACGGAGAAGAAGAUGAAGGGCCUGAGUGUCUGGUACCAGAUCCAGCCGCAGUGGUAUCCCUCUGUAUGUGCUCCUGAGGUGGGGAUUUGUAGAGUGCAGAACUAACCUUGGAAAGAUUGCACCCCUAGAAGCAGAUAGAACAGAAGCUGAACGUUUGCCACGUGGUUGAGGCAGAGCAUGCCCUGUCAUCUGCUGCCCUGAGCAAUGGGAGUGCCGGUCCGAAGGGCUCAUUCCGUAGAGCUGCCUUUCAUUGACCCUCUCUGGGCUUCACAGCCCUGCACGGCCUGGCUGUGACUGUGCAGACCUGGUCCAGGAUUGUGAGGUGUGAGAGCUCCAGUCUUGUCCCUAUCCUCCCACCAAAGUUCCCUCUCAAGUAGAGGUCAGAAGCUAGGAGGACUUGCAGAAUGGCUGUGGUGACUGGGUAAUAAAGUUUAUUGGUGUUUCCUUCACAGGACAGAUCACAGUGAGACUCUCUUUCAUAUACCUUCUCCUAGCCCUGAUGGGGCCACGACUGCAUUGACCCUGGACAUCAAAGGGAGGAUUAUGUGGCUGCUAAGGUCAUCAGCCCACAGCAGUGGUUGGUCCAUCUUGGGCUUCUGGCUCCCAGAGACUGGGCUCCCGUGGCAUAUAUAAAAGGCAGAGCCUCAUAAACUGUUGCACCUGGCAGCUGCCUUUGUUCCCAGUGCUAGAGAGACUGAAUCUAUACACUGGAAUUGAGCUGUGACUUUAAGGCAGUCGUUCAGAAGAAUGAAGGACAUCCCCCCACCCAGGCAUAUGGAGAACUGGCUGCCUGCUUCCUGUGAUUGCAAAAACUGGCUGCCACGCUCUGGGACUGCAGAAUCAUAUGACACCUCCUGUGGCUGGUCCCCAAGGAUUCUGUAGAGCCCUUUUGAUGUGUUCAGUCAAUAGAGCAUUCCUGUUUUUGAAAAUGCAGGAAAGCCUAAGAUGUCUUAAUAAAGUACCGGAUUUGCUGGUGUUCCAGUUUGCUUCUGAAUUUGAUGCUCCUUAAAAGCAAGGAAGAACGUGCGUCAGAAUAGGCACUUGCCACACAUGAUCUCCUUUCCUACCUCCAGGUAAUGUUAAUUCUGAGAAGUCUGGAAGUAAAAGGAAGAAAGUAUGGCGCGGGACUCUGCUCUCUUCCAAAUGUGGAGUCUCGGCCAGCCUGGUACUAGGGGAGUCUCUGGUGAGACUGUUUUUCUCUCCUUUGAAUAUUAACAUACAGAACAAGCUUUAAGAAGCUUCCAGUUACUGUCUAGAGAAAGGUGCUUGAGACUUCCGUGGGUGCAGUCACGUAAGCCCAGACAUGGCUUAGCCAUGUGAAAAGGAACCAGGAGGAGUAUUCCACUGCCUGGCCAGGCUUCUGCAUUCAGACUUGCUGGGUGAGGAGAGCUCUAGGACAGAUUGAGAGGAGUGUCCGCAGAGAACCAUUGUUUUUCAGAGCCUGGGCUGUAGCAGAGACUGCAUUUGGAUGGUUGCAGGGGACUUGCAAAUGGUUGUGUGCUUUGUAUACCACGAUGGUAGAAGUAUCAAAAUGUAUUAGUUCUACUUAAUCUUACACUGCUUUCUGUGAAGACUUGAAAUAAAUGGCUGAGUCUGUGGCUCCCUGCUCUCA
Molecule: messenger RNA, 4512 nt
Organism: Grammomys surdaster
Lineage: Eukaryota; Metazoa; Chordata; Mammalia; Rodentia; Muridae
Gene: Aopep
Product: aminopeptidase O (putative)
Exons: 17
Coding region: 216-2687 (823 amino acids)
Cellular component (GO): nucleolus
Molecular function (GO): zinc ion binding; metalloaminopeptidase activity
Source: RefSeq, a predicted model, not a curated record